Prorocentrum cordatum is the source of this 271-nucleotide messenger RNA. The record is from the annotation of a GenBank genome assembly. Lineage: Eukaryota; Dinophyceae; Prorocentrales; Prorocentraceae.
GGAGCACCAUGGCCGGACUGCUGGCCCACGCGCAGCCCGCGAUGCGCCCAGCCGGCGCGGGCGCGCCCCCGUUUGGCAUCCGGCCUGCGGCCGCAGUGCCGAGCGGCCAGUCGCCCGAGCAGGCGCUGGCAGCCUCUGCCAUGCAGUACCUGCAGCAGCAGCCGGAGCAGCAGCCGCCGCAGCAGCCCGUGCAGCAGCAGGUGCAGCCGCAGCAGCUGCAGCAGCAGGUGCAGCAGCAGGAGCAGCAGCAGCAACAGCAGCAGCAGCAGAC